Messenger RNA from Chanos chanos (milkfish), 1621 nucleotides. RefSeq names its product PC4 and SFRS1 interacting protein 1a (gene psip1a). The record is from RefSeq and is a predicted model, not a curated record. Lineage: Eukaryota; Metazoa; Chordata; Actinopteri; Gonorynchiformes; Chanidae. The transcript has 16 exons. The coding region runs from base 8 to 1573 and encodes 521 amino acids.
UCCAGAAAUGGCUCGGGACUUCAAACCUGGUGACCUUAUCUUCGCCAAGAUGAAGGGAUAUCCUCACUGGCCAGCACGGAUUGAUGAGGUCCCGGACGGUGCAGUCAAGCCGUCCAACAUCAAAUUUCCCAUAUUCUUCUUUGGAACCCAUGAGACGGCAUUCUUGGGUCCCAAAGACAUCUUCCCUUAUCUGCCGAACAAAGAAAAAUAUGGAAAACCCAACAAAAGGAAAGGUUUCAACGAGGGAUUGUGGGAAAUCGAAAACAACCCCACCGUUGAACUGAACGGACAAAAAGCAGCCGGUCCAGGAACAGAGAAAGAUUCAGAUAGCAGUCCUGAAGGAGACGAAGAGGGUGAUGACAAAACAGAGGAGAGAAAAAGAAAAACAAAAGUGGCAGGUGAGGAAGAGCAUGAGGAGGAGGAUGAGGAGGAGGAGGAGGAGGAGGAGGAGGAGGAAGGUGACAUGGAGGUAUCUGAACAGGGCCCCCUGGUGGAGAAAGACUCCACACACAAAGAUUCGCUUGACGGCUCAGCCAAACCGAAAAGAGGGCGAAAGAAAAAGAGUGAAGGUGAACAGGACUCAGAAAAAGAGGACAAUGCCACCAGUCCCAUGUCCACUCCUCCAGGCGGAGACGCUCCCGUCCCAAAACGGCGAGGCCGCAAGUCAAACGCGGAGAGACUCCUCCUCCUACAGCAGCAGCAGGCUUCCCAUGAGCCUCUGGGAACAGGCAACGAGAUGGACUCGGCUGGCGAUUCAGAGCGCAAACGAAAGAGAGGCACAGAGGACAAAAGCAGAGCGGCUGACGACAGGGAGGAGGAGAGGAGAAUGGAGGGAAGGAAACGGAAGGACGAGGGCAAAGACGGGAAGAAAGAGCCAGAGCCCAAGAGGAGGCGAAACACCAAAGAGGAGAGCUCCUCGGAUUCAGAGGAUGAGGAGAGGAAUUCCCUGAAGUUCCAGCAGCCUGUGGGGGACGCGGACAGAGAAGAUCGACGGCGUAAACCCGAAGAGCAGAAAGAUUUAGGAAAGGAGGAUGGAAAGAGAGAUGAGAGAAAAGGAGAGAAGAAGAAAGAAGUAUCCACAGAGUCUAGGCUGCAGAGACUACACGGAGAGAUAAAAAUAUCACUGAAGAUUGAUAACCCGGAUGUGAAGAAGUGUCUUGUAGCGUUAGAUGAGCUGGGCUCCUUGCAGGUCACUACACAACACCUUCAGAAACACAGUGAGCUGAUAGCCACGCUCAAAAAGAUCCGCAGGUUUAAGGCCAGCCAGGACGUGAUGGAUAAAGCCACCAUGCUGUAUAACAAAUUUAAGACCAUGUUCCUGGUGGGAGAGGGAGAGACUGUACUCAGCCAGGUCCUCAAUAAAUCGCUGGCCGAGCAGAGGCAGUACGAGGAGGCGAAAAAAGGAGCGAUGAAGAAGGCGGAGCAGGCGAAGGAGCAGACCACAGAUAAGGUCAUGAACGGAGACGCCAAUUCUGAAGAUAAGAACGGGGAAACGGAGAGGGAAAGGUCAGGAGAGGACACAGCAGCCUUGGAUACCAACAAUGUGACGAAACCCCUGGAAGAAUCGGCCUGAGGCAUUGGGGAGACGCUUAAAAGAAUCCCUCCGGUUUAGAGCGGCCUG